This is a messenger RNA of Hevea brasiliensis (rubber tree), 1040 nucleotides long. Its product is annotated as ras-related protein RABC2a. Gene Ontology annotation, molecular function: GTPase activity; GTP binding. NCBI's taxonomy places the organism in Eukaryota, Viridiplantae, Streptophyta, Magnoliopsida, Malpighiales, Euphorbiaceae. The record is from RefSeq and is a predicted model, not a curated record. The coding region runs from base 111 to 866 and encodes 251 amino acids. The transcript has 6 exons.
AUAACACAUCUUGUGUUGGAGUGAGGAGAGUAGUUAAUAUCUCCAUAUCCAAACAAAGAGAGAUCUUAUUAAGUUUGUUGUUUCUUUCUUUCUUGGAUUGAAUAGUUAAUAUGGCAAAUCCAUCAGGGCAAGGUAGUAACAAGGUUUACUCCUUCAAGAUCGUCUUGAUCGGUGACGUUAAUGUUGGAAAAACCACUCUUAUUGAAAGUUUCGUUUCCGGUGCCUUCAAGAGUCCUGAGCCCACAAUUGGUUUCUCCAACAAGAUCAAAGAGAUAAAUAUAGGUGGGAAGCAAUUGAAGCUUUCAAUUUGGGACACUGCUGGACAAGAACGUAUCCGAGGAAAUACGGCAAGAUAUUAUGAAGAUGCAGACGGGAUCGCUCUUGUUUAUGAUGUGACAGAAAGGUCAACGUUAAACAACUUAGUUAACAAAUGGAUUAAACAAAUGGAAGAACAUACGACAAAGGAGAAAUGUGUGAAGAUACUAGUUGGAAACAAAAUUGAUAAAGAAUCUGAAAGGGUUAUAAGUAAAGAUGAAGGAAAGGCUCUAGCAGAUAAGCAUGGAUUUUUGUUUAUUGAAAGUAGUGCUAAAAUUAAAGAAAAUGUGGACAAAUGUUUCAAAGAUCUAGCACUUAAGAUUCUGGACGAAAUAGAUGAUAAGAAGCCCAAGAAGGACGACGUCCCGGAAAAGAAGCCGCCGUCAACACCUCAACCACCAACAGUGAAGCCUGAACCACCAACAGUGAAGCCUGAGCCACCGAUAGUGAAGCCUGAACCACCAACAGUGAAAAUUGAACCACCAAAACCUAAAUCAUCAGAAAAACCAUCUUCAUACUCGGCAACACCGCCAUGCAAACGCUGUUGCUAAUAAAAUACGAUGCGCCACCACAGCUCCAGCCACAGGGCAGCGCUUUGACCAACACGAAAGGAGUAUCUAUUAUCAAGAACCAAAUAAUGCUAAUAGCUUGUGCAAAUUAAUGGCUUUGUUUUUCUCCUAUGGCUAAAAUUGGAUAAUAAUGAUAAUAACAGUACUAUUAUAGCA